AUGGCCGAGUCAGUCCUCUCUCGCCGGGCUCAAAAUCUCGUCGAUGCAGGAUCGGAUAACCCAAUGUGGGACGUGAUGAGAGAUAUGUGGUGCCCAACAACGAACCCAAAUGGGUAUGUCAAUGUGGGCGUCGCCGAAAACACAAUGAUGCAUGACGAGCUAUUGAAGUUCAUCAAUAAAAAGCUUGAGCUACCGUCUAAGUAUCUCACAUACAAUGACGGUGGAGCCGGCUCUUCCAGAUUGAAGGCGGCGAUCGCUGCAUUUCUGAACCGCCAUCUGAACCCCGUCACGCCUCUUGAACCCAGCCAUGUCAUGGCAACAAAUGGAGUUUCUUCUGCAGUUGAGCAUGUUGCAUGGUCAUUCGCGGAUCCUGGCGAAGGAAUCCUCCUGGGAAGACCGUACUACGGCAUGUUCAUACCUGAUAUCUCACUGCGGUCAGGGAGUCCCGUGGUUCCCGUCAGUUUUGAUGAACACGACCCACUGGGCCUGGAGGCCGUGGAUAAAUACGAAGAAGCAUUGCUGGCAUUCCAGCAAACCACUGGAAAGAAAGUCAAGGCUCUGAUGCUUGCCCAUCCUCACAAUCCACUCGGACGCUGUUAUCCCAGAGAGGUACUCAUCAAACUGAUGAAGUUCUGCCAGAAGUACCAAGUCCAUUUCAUCAGUGACGAAAUCUAUGCUCUCUCUACCUUUGAGAAUACUGUUGAUAAACACCCACCGCCAGCCAAAUUCGAAUCUGCAUUGUCUAUCGACCCGACUGGCAUUAUUGACCCCCGUCUGGUUCAUGUCCUGUGGGGUAUGAGUAAAGACUUUGGCGCAAAUGGAAUCCGACUCGGAGUCAUUAUUUCCCAGGCCAAUCCUGCCGUUCAUCAAGCGUUGACGAGCGUUGCACUUUAUUCCUAUGCUUCAGGACUCACUGAUUACAUCACAUCUCUGCUACUUGAGGACUUCGAGUUCACAGACUGGUACAUUCAGGAAAAUCGGAAGAAGCUGUCAGACGCCUACACAUACACGGUGAACCGUCUUAACGAUCACGGGAUUGAAUAUGCAACAGGAUGCAAUGCUGCAUUCUUUGUCUGGAUGAAUCUGGGAAAGAAAUACAGCGAAUUGCACCCCGAGGAUAAAUGUGAAGAUGUUGGGGACGCAGUCAUGAAGCGCCUCUUGCAAAAGAAAGUGUUUUUGGCGAGUGGCCUUCUUUUCGGAUCAGAAAAGAAUGGAUGGUUCCGAAUUGUUUUCACGCAGGGUCAUGACUAUUUGAGCGUGGCUUUGGAGAGGAUAAUUGCAGCACUAGAGGAAUAG
Penicillium paradoxum is the source of this 1296-nucleotide messenger RNA. Its product is annotated as putative aminotransferase. The transcript has a single exon. Gene Ontology annotation, biological process: amino acid metabolic process; biosynthetic process. Lineage: Eukaryota; Fungi; Ascomycota; Eurotiomycetes; Eurotiales; Aspergillaceae. Gene Ontology annotation, molecular function: pyridoxal phosphate binding; transaminase activity. Bases 1 to 1296 code for a protein of 431 amino acids. The record is from RefSeq and is a predicted model, not a curated record.